AUGCCCGAGCUGCAGACCGAGGCCCUCCACGAGCCCGCCAGCGGCGAGGAGCCUGCUGUCCCCGUGCACUUUGAAAACUCGACGCGGCGCGGCCAAAAGCUCACCGUGGCCCGCGAUGCCGAAGGCAAGGUCGCCUACCCAGCCUACAUUCCUCCCGAGACCCAGUCGCCCGACGCCAAGUCGCCGAGCCCGCUGACCGCCGGUCCUCCGCUGCCAGACAAGGGUCCCCGGAAGGCGAUCUCCGACCCGGCCAAGCUCGAGACGGAGCUCGACAAGCUGCACAAGGCAGGUCCCACGCCUCGGCCCAAGUACGAGAAGAAGUUUGCCACGGACGCCCCGAGACCCCGGCGCCGGUCCCGCGGCUCGUCGGUCGCGUUUCCCGCUAUCAAGAGGGCGGGCACGAAUGCAUCGCAGCUUCAGCAGGCGCUGUGGACGAAAUACGGCGAGGGUGGUGAUGAUAGUAGCACCUCUUCGUCGUCAUCGUCGUCGUCGUCGUCAGAAGAUGAGGGCGAGGGCGACGCGAAGAAAGGCCCCCCUGCGGGCCAGAAGAAGGAGCGGACCAAGUCUGGCGUGCUGGAAGACAAGUUCUCGAAGUUUAAGGUGGGCAACGAGCACUACCGCACGAAAGGCAAGGUCUCCAAGCGCGAUGGCCGCCUGGCCAUCUCUGUCAAGGAUAUGAGCAACACUGGGUAUCUGGCCAAGGCUCUGGGCGCGGCUGUUAGGAAGGUCGUGCCGCUCAAGGAGGACAGCGAGGCUGAGGCGGUCCAGGGCGGAAAGACGGCCGAUGCCUCCACGAAGCCUUCUACAGAGGUCGAAGACUUGGACACCCGUCCCUGUCCCAGACUGAACAUUGUCAUUAUGGUUAUCGGGUCUCGCGGAGACGCGCAGCCAUUCCUCAAGAUCGGCAAAGUGCUAAAGGAGCAAUAUGGCCACCGUGUGCGGAUCGCUACUCACCCUGCGUUCCGCGAGUUUGUCGAGAAGGACUCUGGACUCGAUUUCUUCUCGGUCGGAGGCGAUCCCUCGGAGCUCAUGGCCUUCAUGGUCAAGAACCCCGGCAUGAUACCGACGCUCGAGACGGUCAAGGCCGGAGACAUUGGGCGGCGACGAGCUGCCAUGGCCGAGAUGUUCGAAGGCUUCUGGAGAGCCUGCGUCAACGCUACAGACGAUGAGAAGGACACGCACAACCUUAAGAUGAUGGGCGAAAAGGACCCCUUCAUCGCUGAUGCCAUCAUCGCGAAUCCCCCCAGUUUCGCGCACAUCCACUGCGCCGAGGCUCUGGGCAUCCCUCUGCACCUGAUGUUCACUUUUCCCUACACGCCUACACAGGCUUUCCCACACCCGCUAGCGAGUAUCAAGAAGUCCAAUGUUGAUCCGGGAUACACCAAUUUCAUCUCAUACCCGCUGGUUGAGAUGAUGGUGUGGCAGGGCUUGGGCGACCUGGUGAACGAGUUUCGCGAGAAGACAUUGGGCCUUGAUCCGGUCUCGACGCUCUGGGCUCCAGGAGCAACUUACAGACUUCAUGUACCAUUCACAUACAUGUGGAGCCCAGGUCUGGUGCCCAAGCCUGAGGAUUGGGGGUCGGAGAUCGACGUCUCUGGCUUCGUUUUCCUCGAUCUAGCGUCAACCUUUGAGCCGCCGAGCGACCUGGAGAAGUUCCUUGCUGCAGGAGAGACACCCAUAUACAUAGGAUUCGGCUCCAUCGUCGUAGAUGACGCCGACCGCUUCACGGAGAUGAUCUUUGAGGCAGUCGAGAUGGCAGGCGUGCGGGCUCUAGUCUCCAAGGGCUGGGGAGGACUGGGCGGAGAGAAUGUCCCGGAAAACAUCUUCAUGCUCGAGAACACGCCUCACGACUGGCUCUUCCCGAAGGUCAAGGCCUGCGUCAUACACGGCGGAGCUGGUACUACCGCCAUUGCUCUGAAGUGCGGCAAACCCACGAUGGUGGUCCCCUUCUUUGGCGACCAGCACUUCUGGGGCAGCAUGAUCAGCAACGCUGGCGCAGGGCCCGAGCCAAUCCCGUACAAGCAGCUGACGGCCGAGACGCUCGCCGAGGGCAUCGAGUACUGUCUCAGUGACGAGGCCAAGGAGGCCGCCGAGGGCAUCGCUCAUGACAUCGAGGAGGAGGGCGAUGGGGCUGAGAAUGCUUGCAAGGCCUUUCACAAGCAUCUCAUGCUUACUGGGAAGAACUCGAUGAGGUGUUCUAUCCUGGAGGACCAUGUAGCCCAUUGGCAUCUAAAGGGCACUCGCCUGCGUCUCAGCGCCAUAGCUGCCGAUGCUAUCGUGGAGAAGGGCCACAUCUCGUGGAAGAAGCUCCGGCUGAUCCGGCAUUGCGAGUGGAACGACUUUGAGGGCCCCGGAGAGCCGGUGACCGGCAUCGCAGGCUCGAUUGCUACCUCUCUAGGCAACGUCUUUGGCGGGAUCGGAGGCGUGCCAUACCGGUUGGCCAAGAGCUCCAACGAGAGAAAGGAGCGCAAGGAGAAGAAGAGGAAGGCCCGCGAGGUCAGGGCCCAGAAGAAAAAAGAGGCGCGAGCGGCUGCUCAGAAGUCAAAAGAUGAGGCAAGAGCCAAACAGAAUGGCCAGCCCUUGCAACCCGCCGUCGCCAACGGGAAACCCCCCGAGGCCAAGGACUUUGCCUCUGCGGACAAGCUGCCAAGGGGCCAGCAGCAGCAGCAGACGACGGAAGGCGCCCUUCAGAACGACGAGGCGGAGACGGCCUCGAUCCACACCACCUCCACCACGGACACGGCCGAGACGGAGGAGGAGAACCCGGCCGAGGAGUUCGUCGCGCACGUGGGCAAGGGCGUGGGCAAGUCGGCGCAGGCCCUGGCGCGGGCGCCCGUGGACCUCUCCCUCGCCGUGGCGCAGGGGUUCCACAACGCGCCGCGGCUCUACGGCGACGACACGGUGCGGCGGCCGCCGCGCGUGACGGGCAUCCGCAGCGGGCUGAAGGCGGCGCGGUACGAGUUCGUGUACGGCGUCUACGACGGCUGGACGGGGCUCGUGCGGCUGCCCGUGCGGGGCGCGCGCGGCGGCGGCGGCGUGCGCGGGUUCGCCAAGGGCGUGGGCAUGGGCGUCACGGGGUUCGUGCUCAAGGACAUCGCGGCGCUGGUCGGGCCCGUCGGGUACACGCUCAAGGGGUGCGCCAAGCAGGUCGGGCGCCGGGGCCGGCAGGGCGCGCGGCACGUGCGCCGGGCGCGCAUCCUGCAGGGCCAGCGGGAGCUGAGGCUCCUGCCGCGGGAGGAGCGCGCGGCCGUCGUGGCCGAGGUGGAGAGGGGGUGGGGGGUCAUGAGGGAGCUCGCGGAGGCGGUCGAGGACGACGGUGCUGGUGCUGGUCCUGGUGCUGGUGCUGGCGCCAGCGGCGGAAGAUCGAUCAUGAGGACGGUGACGAGGGGCCACAGGAAGAGAGGCGUCGGGCAGGCGGUCGAGAGCGUCGGGCUGGCCGAGGAGGCGCUGGCCGCCGUGCGGAGGGGCGAGAGCAUCGACGGCGUCGUGAAGGCGCGGCGGAGCGAGGACGCAGGCGCGAGGAGCAGGAGGUCUGUUGACGCUUCGAGGAAGCACAGCCAGGGCCAGAGCCAGAGCCAGAGCAGUCACGACAUGGGGAGAGACCCGGAUGAUGCGCGCGGGAAGGGCAAGGGGCCUUCUGUCACCGAGCCCAUUGCUGAGCAGGAGGAGGAGGAGCAGCAGGGUGGGAAGGAGGUGAACGGCAAGGCGGCCUAG
Molecule: messenger RNA, 3714 nt
Organism: Thyridium curvatum
Lineage: Eukaryota; Fungi; Ascomycota; Sordariomycetes; Thyridiales; Thyridiaceae
Exons: 1
Coding region: 1-3714 (1237 amino acids)
Biological process (GO): carbohydrate metabolic process
Molecular function (GO): UDP-glycosyltransferase activity; hexosyltransferase activity
Source: RefSeq, a predicted model, not a curated record